GGAUGUGUAUGCAUUCCACUUCCGCCGAGAGCCCAGAGUCCAUUCAGCAAAGAUGGCGAGUGGAGGGGUCUCGGUGGCUUCGCUGUGGACCGAAGUCAACCGUUGCGGGCAGAAUGGAGACUUUACAAGAGCCCUGAAGGCUCUGACUAGAAUUCUCCACGAAAACCGGGACGAUGUGACGGCACUUCACUGUAAGAUCGUUUGCCUGGUUCAGAACGGCAGCUUCAAAGAGGCGCUGCACGUCAUCAACACGCAUUCAAAAACCAUCACCAGUGAUGUGGUGUUUGAAAAGGCCUACUGCGAAUACCGGUUAAACAGAGUGGAAAAUGCCCUGAAGACCAUCGAGGCCGCUCCUGAGCAAACCGACAAGCUGAAGGAGCUCUACGGUCAAGUGUUGUACAGGAUGGAGCGCUACGAUGACUGCAAGUCCGUCUACACAGAUCUGAUCAGGAACUCCCAGGAUGAGUACGAGGAGGAGAGGAAGACCAACCUGGCUGCUGUGGUGGCUUCAAUGAGUCAGUGGGAGGAAGCUCCAUUGGAAGAUCUCGGCCUUCCGGAGUCCACGUACGAGCUGUGCUACAACGCUGCCUGCGCUCUGAUUGGCCAAGGACAGCUCACGGAGUCCCUCAAUAAGCUACGACAAGCAGAGGAGCUUUGCAGAGUCUCAUUGGCAGAUGAUUCUGAUGUGACCGAGGAGGAUAUCGAGUCGGAGCUGGCCGUCAUCCAUUCUCAGAUGGCGUACGUCAUGCAGUUACAAGGUCGGACGGACGAGGCUCUGCAGCUCUACAACCAGGUCAUUAAGCUCAAGCCGUCAGAUGUGGGGCUGCUCGCUGUGACCGCCAACAAUAUCAUUACAAUAAACAAGGACCAAAACGUGUUCGACUCAAAGAAAAAGGUGAAGCUGACCAACGCGGAGGGCGUUGAAUACAAGCUGGCCACCAAGCAGCUGCAGGCCAUCGACUUCAACAAGGCCCUCCUGGCCAUGUACACCAACCAGGCGGAUCAGUGCAGGAAGCUGUCGUCCAGUCUUCAGUCUCAGAAUCCGGGUCACCCGCGGCCGGUCCUCAUCCAGGUUGCUCAGCUGUGCCGGGAGAAGCAGCACAGCCGCGCCAUCGAGCUGCUGCAGCAAUUCUCAGACCAGCAUCCAGAGAGUGCGUCUGGCAUCAAGCUGACCAUGGCGCAACUGUAUCUAAUUCAAGGUCACGUGACGAAAGCUUGCGAUGUCCUGAGGUCCAUUGAAGAGUUCAAGCACAAAUCGGGGAUGGUUUCCGCUCUGGUAACGAUGUACUCCCAUGAAGAAGACAUCGACAGCGCCAUCGAGGUCUUCAAACAAGCUAUCAAGCACUACCAGACGGAACAGCCCGGAUCUGCUGUACACUUGGCGCUUGUACGAGAAGCUGCCAACUACAAACUGAAGUACGGCCGGAAAAAAGAAGCAAUCAGUGAUCUGGAGCAGCUGUGGAAGCAAAACACCAACGACAUCCACACACUGGCACAACUCAUCUCGGCGUAUUCUCUGGUGGACACGGAUAAAGCCAAAUCCCUCAGCAAGCACCUUCCAUCCGUCGACAUGCUGGCCUUAAAGGUGGAUGUGGACGAGCUGGAGAACUCCAUCGCAGCCACCUACAUCAGGAAAAAAGCGGCUAAAGUCACCGGAGAAAACGCGCCCAAAGAACAAACCCAGGAAGGCGAGAUCAAGAAGAAGAAGAAGAAGAAGAGAGGAAAACUGCCCAAAAACUGUGACCCCAAAGCGACCCCUGACCCGGAGAGGUGGCUGCCCAUGAAGGAGCGCUCCUACUACCGAGGCAAGAAGAAGGGGAAGAAGAAGGAGCAGAUCGGGAAAGGCACACAGGGAACGACGGCAGGAGCGUCGGCCGAGCUUGAUGCCAGUAAGACGGCCAGCAGCCCCCCUACUUCCCCCAGACCAGGGUCUGCGUCUGGCUCCUCUGCGGCCCCCGCUAGCAACGUGGUCCCCCCGCGACAGCAGAAGCCUGCGGCCUCGGGGGCCACGCGCAAGAAGGCACCACAGAAGAAAAAGAAGGGGGGCAAAGGAGGCUGGUAGAGGGGGGGCGGCGGGAAACGCUGACUGUUGGUUUUUAGUUCAAUUUGACUUUUUGUCCUGGUUAUUCAUUUAAAUAUGUGAAACCAGAA
Messenger RNA from Gasterosteus aculeatus aculeatus (three-spined stickleback), 2151 nucleotides. It is a transcript of the gene srp72, whose product is annotated as signal recognition particle 72. Gene Ontology annotation, cellular component: signal recognition particle, endoplasmic reticulum targeting. Gene Ontology annotation, biological process: SRP-dependent cotranslational protein targeting to membrane. Gene Ontology annotation, molecular function: protein binding; ribosome binding; 7S RNA binding. The record is from RefSeq and is a predicted model, not a curated record. NCBI's taxonomy places the organism in Eukaryota, Metazoa, Chordata, Actinopteri, Perciformes, Gasterosteidae.